This is a messenger RNA of Prorocentrum cordatum, 826 nucleotides long. The record is from the annotation of a GenBank genome assembly. Lineage: Eukaryota; Dinophyceae; Prorocentrales; Prorocentraceae.
AGAGACCACCGCGCUCCCGUCCGUUCGUGCGCGGUGGAUGUGGGGAGAGCUCGCCGCGAUGGCAGCUGGACUGACGCAGAGCUACCUGGCCAGCUGCCCGCGGUGCCCCGAGCACCACUGCCCCGACUGCAAUUGUGGUCGGUGUCCUUCGAUCCCCGCCUGCCCAGCGUGCCUGGGCGCGCCGGCAACGCCGGCCGCGGCGCCGGAGGUGCAGCUCGAGGUUGGGCUGCCGUGGAGCUGGGGCGUGGCGCUGCUGGCCAUCGGCUGCCUGGCCGGCGCCUGCGGCGCGGAGAGCGUGGCGACGGUGUGGCGCACCUGUGAGUGCCGCCGCCGUCGGGAUGGCGAUGCCGGCGGCGAUGAGCCAGCCACAGGCAGCGAGCUGCGCCUGGGUGUACGUGCUCUACAAUGGGGAGGGCGAGCUGUGGCACCAGAGGCGGCGCGUCGCGAGCUGAAGGGUGUCUUGGGCGACUAACCACAUCCUCGCGCCGGAUGGCGAUUGCUAUUCGGAGAAGUACGACCUGGAGGAGGCCCACAUCUCAGCGGUGAGAUCUGCUGAGGCGCGGUGGCCGCCGGGCCCGAGGGAAUGUGUAUCGAUUUCGGGCCGCCCCCACGCAGCAGGAACUGGAUGACGCGUUCGACCAGGCUGAGGCGAUGGAGAGGGCGGAGCGCCGCGCUCGAGAGGCGGCUGCAGGAAGGGACCCAGCGGUGAUACCGCCAGGGGGGUGCGUCGAACGACUGCCGUAACCCGGUAGGGUCUUUAGAAAAGGGCCCCCCCCCCCCUGGUUCUCUCUCCGGGGAAUAAAACUCCGCGCCCCCCCGUCCUCCC